Molecule: messenger RNA, 1284 nt
Organism: Erpetoichthys calabaricus (reedfish)
Lineage: Eukaryota; Metazoa; Chordata; Cladistia; Polypteriformes; Polypteridae
Product: neuropeptide FF receptor 2-like
Exons: 4
Coding region: 1-1284 (427 amino acids)
Biological process (GO): G protein-coupled receptor signaling pathway; regulation of adenylate cyclase activity; regulation of cAMP-dependent protein kinase activity
Cellular component (GO): membrane
Molecular function (GO): opioid receptor binding; neuropeptide receptor activity; peptide binding
Source: RefSeq, a predicted model, not a curated record
AUGUGGAAUUUCACAGCCUUCCCAGAGUGGAACAGGAACAAGAAUGCAACCUUCUCCCAGUAUUAUCAGCAUUCGCUGGCAGUGGCGGCUAGCUACAUUCUUUCCUACCUGUUUAUCUUCAUCCUCUGUAUGAUUGGCAAUGGCCUUGUUUGUCUCAUUGUUCUGAAAAAUAAGCGCAUGAGAACCGUGACCAACCUGUUUAUCUUAAACCUGGCAAUCAGUGACCUGCUGGUGGGGAUCUUCUGUGUUCCCACCACCCUUGUCGAUAACCUGAUUACAGCAGGGUGGCCAUUUAGCAAUGCUGUGUGCAAGAUGAGUGGCCUGGUUCAAGGAAUGUCAGUCUCUGCCUCCGUCUUUACCCUGGUGGCCAUUGCUGUCGACAGAUUCCGUUGCAUUGUGUACCCAUUCAAGCCUAAGCUGACUUUACCAGAAGCGGUCAUCACGAUUGUAAUCAUUUGGGUGCUGGCGGUGGCUAUCAUGUGUCCCUCUGCGGUUAUGCUCAUGGUGAGCCAGAUGGAGGACCACUAUAUCAUUUAUGACAGCGACUACAACCAGACCUUCCCGAUGUACUCCUGCUAUGAAGACUGGCCCGAUACAGAAAUGCGUAAAAUCUAUACCACUGUCCUAUUUGCACACAUCUAUCUGGCGCCCCUGACUCUGAUCACACUAAUGUAUAGCCGGAUUGGGGUCAAACUGUACUCUUCAUCUAUGCCCGUGAGCGAGCACACAGCUGUGAAUAGCAAUCAUCCUGAAGGAAGGAAUGUGGUCUCCAGGAAGAAGAUAAAGAUUAUCAAGAUGCUGAUUGUUGUGGCGCUUCUCUUCAUGGUCUCCUGGCUACCCUUGUGGACGCUCAUGCUGCUCACAGAUUAUGCCAACUUGAGCACUGACCAGCUUAACCUGAUGACCAGUUAUAUCUUCCCUUUUGCCCACUGGCUGGCAUUUUCCAACAGCAGCAUUAAUCCUAUCAUCUACGGUUACUUCAAUGAAAAUUUCAAAAGGGGGUUCCAAGCUGCCUUCAAAUUUCAGUGCUGCUAUGAAGAGAUGGACCAUCAAGAGACCUACGGUGAGAAGAAUAGGGUCAGCACCGGGAAUGUGGGCAGUUUUGGGGUAAGGAAUAAAGUCUACACAGAUGGGGACUCCUCCAAUAGCACCAUUCAGAAGAAAGAUAAAAGGAACAUCUCAGGAGACAGAGCUGUAUUGACAAACAGACAUGGGCUCAACAUUGAGGACAUUGACCACAUUGAGCCUCUGGCCACUGGGGUCUGCCAGGCAUGGGAAGUGUAG